Messenger RNA from Abrus precatorius (Indian licorice), 2490 nucleotides. Its product is annotated as tRNA (adenine(58)-N(1))-methyltransferase catalytic subunit TRMT61A-like. Gene Ontology annotation, cellular component: tRNA (m1A) methyltransferase complex; nucleus. Lineage: Eukaryota; Viridiplantae; Streptophyta; Magnoliopsida; Fabales; Fabaceae. The record is from RefSeq and is a predicted model, not a curated record. Gene Ontology annotation, biological process: tRNA methylation. The transcript is spliced from 4 exons. Bases 1313 to 2242 code for a protein of 309 amino acids.
AUGCAUCAGUGCUAGGUUUACACCAUCACACACUGUUUUCCUCUUGCCGAUUUGGGAAUUUUUGGCUGAAACAAUUUCUAUUUUGCAGUUGCGCACAAGUUUUCUCCUCUGAACUCCAAUAUUCUUUUGUACCUCAGUUGCCUUGUGAGACCUCUCUUCUUAAUCUACUUCUACUUCUAGGUUUUCCUUAAGUUCUAACGCUAUUAUCUUUAGAAUUUUUAAGUUAUUUUUUAUUUUUUAUUUUUAUACUUGCUGCAAUUUCAUUCCAAAUGUGUGUGAUGCAUUUCACUGGGACUGUCAAAGUUGAUGUGGUUUUGACAUUAUGCUCUCUAGUCUCUACCCUUAAGAUAAUGAGUAACAGUGUGUGUAUUCUACAAACAGGUACUUCCACUGAUGUUGCGGCUUAGUAGUUCGCGCUUUACUAUAUUCCAUUACUUGUUUUAAGUAGUGUUUAGUUGGGUAAGCUAGAAUUUCAACUUAGGUGAAAACUUAGAACACCUGAGAAAAAUUGGCAAUGACUAUCGGUUUAGAAGGAUGGAAGAACUUUGAGUUAGAAUUAUUAAAAUCAAUCUAAUCCAAUAAAGUUCACGUUUGCAAGUCUAAGCUGAAUUGACGGAUUCAUUUAUUUAACAUCAAGAUUGUUCUUGUCAUUGCUUAUUUUGUUUUCUAAGCGUGUUAUACUCUACACUUAAUUCUUUGCUAGUUUGCUAACAAACCUUUUUUCAGAGUACUAUUGUGCAUUCUAGCUUCUAUACUUUGCUUAAAUUACAAAAUUUGUUAGCAGCUUUUUAUCACGCAAUAUCAUCUAUGUAUAUAAUAUUCAUAAAGUUGGUGCUGAGUGAUUGAUGAAAGUAUGAACAUUUUAAUGUGGAAACAUGUAAGAUAAGAAAAUGAGUUUCAAUUCUUAUCUUUACGUUGAUUUAUACCUUAUGUGUGAGUUCUUCGAUUUCCCCUCAAUAUGAAUGGGAGGUUUGGUUAUUGGGAUCAAUAACCUAGUAUAACUUGACCCCGAUGGAUUGUUGGUGAUUAUUUAUAUAAUAAUAGUAUGAACUAUAUUGCUCUUCCUUUUAACAUUAUUAUUAAUCUUUUAUUGGUCUGGAUAUAGAUAUAUUUUAUUGGUGUGCAUAAAACUAGUGUUUGGCCUCGUUGGCUUGUCAUUUGCCAUCUUUGAUUUUCAUGAAUUUGAUUGACAGCUAGCUUACAAAGUUUGUCAAAGAUAUAGAGAUGACAACAGCAACUCCCACAACAAUUUCAGAUUAACUACUCUAUAAUUGUUCUUUUUGGCUGAGUAACUGAGUUGAAGACUUCUAAGAUGUUGGCCUGUGAUUCUGCAAAAAGGUUGUCAUUUAAUAAAACAAUUAGUAAUGGCGAUCUGGUUAUUGUUUAUGAAAGACAUGACAACAUGAAGGCUGUAACAGUGUCUGAGGGUUCAGUCCUGCAGAAUCGUUUUGGCGUUUUUAAACAUUCAGAUUGGAUAGGAAAGCCUUUUGGGUCUAAAGUAUUCAGCAGUAAGGGGGGGUUUGUGUACUUGUUAGCUCCCACACCAGAAUUAUGGACUCUAGUGUUAAGCCACAGGACUCAGAUUCUCUAUAUUGCAGAUAUUAGCUUUGUUAUCAUGUACUUGGAGAUUGUUCCUGGGUGUUUGGUCCUUGAAUCUGGAACUGGAAGUGGAUCUUUGACUACUUCACUUGCAAGGGCAGUUGCUCCUACAGGACACGUCUAUACUUUUGAUUUCCAUGAACAAAGGGCUGCAUCAGCUAGGGAUGAUUUUGAGAGGACAGGUUUAAGCAACUUACUUAGUGUGGGAGUUAGGGACAUUCUGGGUGAAGGAUUUCCGGAUGAAUUUAUGGGCAAGGCUGACUCAGUAUUUUUGGAUCUACCUCAACCUUGGCUCGCAAUUCCUUCAGCUGCAAAAAUGCUAAAACAAGAUGGCACAUUAUGCUCUUUCUCUCCUUGCAUUGAACAAGUUCAACGAUCAUGUGAAACACUUCGAACCUGCUACACAGAUAUAAGGACAUUUGAGAUACUCUUGCGCACAUAUGAAGUUCAGGAAGGGAAAAUGGAAAGAUUACAAGGCGACGGCAAUGGUUGUAAUGCUUCUCUUCCUAGCAAGAGGAAGCAAUGUUCGGAUGGAAGCUAUGUGCUUAGCAGCCCUAUUUCUUCUGUCAUGGCCAGACCUUGUAGUGAAGCUCGAGGUCACACAGGCUAUUUAACAUUUGCAAGACUUAAAUGCGCCUCAUGAAGAGGGCUAUCAUGUCCAUUUUUUGUAGUAGAGAAAUGCCUUUACGUUUUUGUUUCAUGUGUGGUGCGAGAAAUUGCUUUUAUUCGUUAUAAUCAAAGGUUUUGAAAGAAAAUUUUGGGAUAACAUGUGUGUUUGGCUUCAAAUAUGCUUUCACUUUAUACCUUGUGGUUCAACCUUCCAACUUGACUCAAGGCUUAUCCCUUUGCAGACUAGUGAUCAUUAAUAAAUAUUGUGCUAAUAUUGUGCUU